AUUGGUAUCAUAGGAGGCACAGGACUAGACAAUACAGACAUCCUUCAGGAAAGACAAGAGCAUUAUGUUGACACCCCAUUUGGCAAGCCUUCUGAUGUUUUGGUCCAUGGCAAGAUUAAUGGUGUAGAUUGUAUUUUGCUUUCAAGACAUGGCAGGCAACACACCAUCAUGCCAUCAAAUGUGAACUACCGUGCCAACAUCCAUGCAUUGGUAGCCUCUGGAUGCACCCACAUCCUGACAUCCACAGCUUGCGGAUCCCUACAGCAGAACAUCGUGCCAGGCCAGUUUGUUAUCUUAGACCAAUUCAUUGAUCGAACCACAAAAAGAAUUCAAACAUUUUAUGAUGGUGAAUCAAGUAGUCCUGAGGGCAUCUGUCAUGUACCGAUGCACUCCCCCUUUUGUGAGGAUACCAGACAGAUUUUAAUUAAGGCUGCUGAAAAAGUUGGAAUUGAAUUUCAUCAAAGCGGGACUGUGCUUACCAUUGAGGGGCCUAGAUUCUCAAGUAGAGCCGAGAGCUUACUCUUCCAUAAAUGGGGCGCCGAUGUUAUCAACAUGACAACUGUCCCAGAAGUAGUCCUUGCCAAGGAGAAAGGUGUCUGUUAUGCUAGUUUUGCCAUGGCAACAGAUUAUGAUUCUUGGAGAGAUGAUGAAUCAGGAGAGCAUGUAAAUGUUGAUGCUGUAUUGAAAAUAAUGAAGGACAAUGGAGAAAAGGCAAAGAAGCUGUUACUUGCUGCUAUUCCACUUAUAGCAGAGAAAGACUGGUCUCAAGUUAUUCAAGAAACAAAGGCUGCAGCAUUAGGAUCAAUAAUGGGCACACAAAAGAAGUAGCAGAGAAUUGUGGUAUCCUAGCAAAUUAUUGUCAUAUAUGAAUAAUGAGUGACCAAAGAUUGAGUGCCCUAGAUGCUAAUCUUAUGUCAGCCUACCACUUGAAUCAACUCAAAAUAAUCUUUGGCAGCAAUUGGUAGUCGUGCGACUUAAGGCAACAUGAAAAUAUAUACCAAUAACAUAUUUUGUUCAAUAAAUAACAAUAUGGAUGGGUAACAUUCAUAAUGUAGAGUAAAUGCCUGCAUACGUGCCCUGGCACCUAAUAACCCUUUUGGAAGCUUCAGUGCAGCGCUUAUUCUAGAGCGGCACUUAUAUAAAUAUAUUGGUGUGGCGUUUUCCAUAGCCAUUCCCAUGUUACAUGUCUCACACAUUCCCGUAGUUCAGUAGGUCCUACCUCAGCGUAAAUAAAUAAAUAUUUAUAAAGAAGUGCUUGUCUUUCAUUGUGUUAUUUAUUUAACUCUGUAUACACAUUGUAUUUAAAUCCUAGUUUCUCAAAAUGUUUCAUUACACACAGGGUAGUGUGGCACUUAAUCGAGAGUGGAGCUUAUUCGAGAGAUUACAGUAUGUUCAAAAGUAGGAUAAUGUCUUUGAUAUAAAUUGCAUAUUAUAUUACUAUUUGUUUAACAUGGUUACAGAUUUUAUACAAUCUUGUGAAAUUAUUUUUGGGAAAAUAUAUGACACUGGUUUUAAGUACUGAUAUUAAUAAUGUUUGGAUUUGUAAAGAAGUCAUUAAAAUGGAUACAUGUACCACAUAUGAUUACAUUUCAAUUAAAUGAAUUGUAUUUAUAUUUAGAAGGUAGAAUAGAUAAAUACACCAUAGCUCUUAAGAAGGGUAAUCAAAGAAAUACAUCAUUUAAUAGUGACAGCUCUCAUUUUAACUUUAUUAUCUGCAAUAAAUACUUUAAUUAACACUA
Molecule: messenger RNA, 1739 nt
Organism: Anneissia japonica
Lineage: Eukaryota; Metazoa; Echinodermata; Crinoidea; Comatulida; Comatulidae
Product: S-methyl-5'-thioadenosine phosphorylase-like
Biological process (GO): nucleoside metabolic process
Cellular component (GO): cytosol
Molecular function (GO): S-methyl-5-thioadenosine phosphorylase activity
Source: RefSeq, a predicted model, not a curated record